Molecule: messenger RNA, 1518 nt
Organism: Lymnaea stagnalis (great pond snail)
Lineage: Eukaryota; Metazoa; Mollusca; Gastropoda; Lymnaeidae
Source: the annotation of a GenBank genome assembly
GACAUUUUGAUAAAAAAAACAAUCUAUAUAAAAAUGGCUGUCUUCGGAGUGCAGGUAGUAUUUAGCCUGGUGAUGUUUACAUUUCUCCACAAACUUGCGCCAUACUAUUCCAUAGGCAGAUGGAUACUCUCAAAGCGUCUGUAUCGGUACUUACAUCCAACCAAUGAAGAACUAAAGCAGCUUAGUUCAGGUAAUCUAUCAGGCAAACCUGCUAAUCAGUCUGGAAAAGCAAAACGAAGGAGGAAUGUGCCCAUCACUGGGUCUGAUGAGACCUUCACGGUACCGAGAAACUUACCUGUUCAGCUUGAUCAAGCUCAAGUUGAAGACAUUGACCUUGUUAGUUUACAGUACUAUUCUGACUAUACCUGGCUAAUGGACUUUUCAUUUUGUGCAUUGGUAGUUUAUAUUUUGACAGAAAUCUAUUACAUUGUUUCUCCUCACAGAAUUGAGCUUAAUUUGAGUGUCCUGUGGUGUCUAUUGGCUAUAGCAUUUUGUAUAAGGCUCUUGGCAGCUCAAGCUUGGGUUUAUAUGAGAACAGAGGAAGGCGGAGAGCGUGUCCUUUUAUUCACCUUCACUUUCUUUUUCCUGGUGUUUGCCAUGGGUGUUCUAGUUGUAGGGGACAACAUAAUUGAAUUUGGUAUAGAAGAAGGUUAUAAAAACUUUUCGUUAAAUGCACUAGCGUUUCUGGAAAAGCAAGGCAUGACUUCGCAUGGUCCGUUGUCAUUUCUCACUUUCAAAAGUGCCCUGGCUAUUUUAGGUAUGUUAGUUGGGUCACUUCUUACUUUUCCAGGAUUACGUAUGGCAAAACUACACCAAGAUACCCUUAAAUACACACAAGGCAGAAGGCUCCUCCAAAUGCUUGUGCAAAUAAAUUAUCUCUUACCACUGGUAAUUUUAAUGUUGUGGGUGAAACCUGUUGGCAGAGAUUUGUUAUGUGGAAAAACUAUAAAAUUUGGGAAAGCUGUAUUUUAUGAAGACCAAUUUGAUGGUUUUCGCCUGCAUCUUGUACUAAUAAUGUGUGGGUUACGACUUUUGCUUAUGCCAAUGUUUCUGCAGACCCAUCUUAACCUUGCUCAUGAAAAGAUUGAAAAUAUCAAGAAAGAAAGUGGACGUAUCUCAAAUAUUGACUUACAGAAGACUGUGGCGAGAGUUUUUUUCUAUUUGUGUGUUGUUGCCAUUCAGUAUGUAGCACCUAUACUUUUGAUUUUGUUUUUAACAUUCCUUUUAAAAACUCUUGGGGGAAUGUCAUGGGCUAGUCUAUAUGGAGAAACAGCUGUAGAGUUUUUUAGUACGGGUCCAAAACCUGGCAUGACAUUUCCCCAUUUGCAUGUCGAAAACAGUGCAAUGGGGUCCAUCAUGGAAUCGGCUGCUCACCUAACAGGUGCUCUCGGUGAUAUCAAAGGCAUCUUUACUCCAGUCUGGUAUCGUGGUAUCAUUACUUAUUUUUUAUGGUGGGUCAUCACUGUAUGGUUUUCUAGUACGUCACUUGGAGUCAUGUACUAUUCACAAUCAUCCUGA